AUGACAUCGACUACCGGAACAAAUGACGCUGCCGAAGGCGGCGCUGGCUUCUGCGUGCACUGUGUGAGCGGUUUCCGCAUCCCCGGCGAGCCCAAGGGCAAACUGGAAACCAUCCAUGGCCUCUCCACGUACGUUGCCACGCCCACCAGCCCCUCUGCGGACAGCGCCAGCAAAGCGAUCAUCUACUUCUACGACGCAUUCGGCCUCAAGCUUGCCAACAACAAGGUGAUCCCGGACAAGCUCGCCGACGCCACGGGCCUGACUGUGUACGUGCCCGAUGUGUUCAACGGCGGGGGUGUCAGCGAGGAGUCGUUGUCCGUAGCGCCCUCGACCGCUGCCGACAUGAAGGCCGCGUCGCUGUUCACAAAGCUCAAGGUCGGGGCAGCGUUCGCCAUGGCGGGCCCGUUCUUUGCACGCCACAUGCCCGCGUUCAAGGUGCCCAAGCUUAAGAAGUGGAUUGACGAGCUCAAGGCCUCUCAGGGGUACACCAGGCUCGGCGGUGUUGGUUACUGCUAUGGUGGCAAGCUCGUCAUUGCGCUCAACGCAACGGACCACAUUAAUGUGUCGGUGGCCAACCAUCCGAGCAUGAUCACCAAGGGCGAUAUCGCGGCGAUCAAGAACCCGAUCCUGUUCAACUGCGCCGAAGAGGACCCCAUAUUUUCGCAGGACUACGCCAAGGAAGUGCAGAAGCAGUGGGCCGAGGCGGGCGACAAGCCGGCUCACGAAUUCAUCUUCUACCCGAACACGGUCCAUGGCUUUGCCGCCAGACCCAACCUCGCCGACACACAGGUUAAAGAGGCGUUCGAAAAGGCCUUUACCGCCGGUGUCGAGUUCUGGAAGGCUCAUCUUUGA
Molecule: messenger RNA, 852 nt
Organism: Sporisorium graminicola
Lineage: Eukaryota; Fungi; Basidiomycota; Ustilaginomycetes; Ustilaginales; Ustilaginaceae
Exons: 1
Coding region: 1-852 (283 amino acids)
Molecular function (GO): hydrolase activity
Source: RefSeq, a predicted model, not a curated record